AUGGGUAACGCCGUCAACACCGGUGGCGCUAGCGGCACGGGCCGUGCCGUGCUAGCGUUGGGAAGAAGGCCAGUGCUCCUCUCUCCAAUUCAGUUGCGCAGACCCAAACAAUACUCCACUUCUCCAUCCACCUCUUCCUCUAGCGAGUACGAGGACGAAGACGAAGAGGACUGGCGUACACCCAGCCCAGCUCGUAGGACUAACAUGGAUAUGCAUUCUUCUGGCAGCUACGGCGGCGACGUCAACACAAGCUCCGAAGUCGACGACGACAUGGACUUUUAUGAAGCUGACUCGUCUCAACCAGCAGUCAUGGCCGACGCAGUGAGAUCUUUCUAUUCUCUCUUUCUCACUCGACUUGUGGAUCGCUUGCUGACCGAAGAUCUCAUAGNNCAACAAAUACUCGCUUCGACCAACACAGGCAACCACAUGCAGACAACACAAGCAGUGAAUGGUUCCAGCAGUCCAUCUGCCAAUGUCCCUACGGCCAAACUCAACACAGCCAAGCUGCACGAGUUGCGCGCAAAGUUACUUGCCAAUCGCCAGGCUACACCCGUCAAGGACGUUUCCAAGCCUCUCAGUAAUGUCCACGCCGUCGCUAUCAAGACCGAAUCACAAUCUCGGCCCCAGAGCCCCGCUCUCACUCCAAAGACUACUCUGAGCAAGAACAAGGCCGACGUACAGCCAUCUCAAUCCAAGUUCAACAGACCAACUGCUGCCUCAAUUUUGAGCCAGUCAAACUCAGUUGACGCUCUCAUUGCCGAGGGUCAUGCAACUGCUGCCGAAUCGCAAAAUGACAUCAAGAACCAANAAAAGACUGCCCCAAUGAAGCAGCCCAAGACAACAGAACCUACAACCAAACAAUUCUUGGCUACAAACCUGGCUGAGAACAAGUCAGCCUCGUCGCCUCCUAUCUCUCACACGAGAAAUAAUACUGCUGAACAGAACAACUCGAACAGUGACAAGUCUUCAGAGUCGACUGUCAAGUCACCAGAGACUUCUAACCACCAGCAGAACNAAAAGAAUAGUCUAACCAAGCAGAAAUCUAUUGUCGCUUCUCCCGUGCCCGAGCGCGAAGUUACCAAGGAUAAGAACGCCGACCUGACUCCCGUCCAGCAAACCAACAUAACCAAGCUCGUCCAUCCCCUAUCUAGUGGUCCUUUACACAAGCGUAACCUCAGCUUGGCAACAACCCAGCCCACUAGGGACAAAGAGGAUGAGUAUUUCAAGGACGUCGAUCUUUGGUUGACCAUAACCGGUUUCCACGACACAACCUUCCGCGAACAGAAGCUCAAGACAUACAAGAUGCGUGCUGCUCUUGAAGAGAAGAAACGUGCCCUGGAGCUUGAGUUCGCUGAACUUGAGCGCCAAGAGGCUGCUGCGGCUAACGACCCUAGCACCAAGGACUACAUGCGUGCCGUCUCGACUGCUUAUAUGCCACCUCCACCUCUUCCUGCUUCAGCUCCAACCGAAGAGCAGUCUGUUCCCUUGACCAAGGCCAGCCCUGCACCAUCUCAGCCUGCCUCAGCUGGUGCCAAACGUCCUCGCUCGCCAUCUGUGCCAGUAGACAACGGUUGUGAGAAAUUGAGCCGUUUGAACACUUCUGGUCGUGUUACGCAUGGAGCCGAUCUGUUCGACAAGCCUCUGUCCGCCAGUGCUUCCAGACGUGGAUCCGAUCAGAGAUCUGACAGAUCCGACUAUCAUCGACGCACUGCUCCAGAUGCCUCUCCCAACUACCAAUCAAUCUCUGUUCGUGGUCAGGCCUACCGUCCCAAUGACAGUUCCUUCAGCCGUCGUGAAUCUUGGGCUGCCCCCAGAUCUCCCGAACAAUGGUCCGCUCGCUCUCGUGGAUGGAACUCUACUUCAUUCUCAGAUGUCAAUGAACAACCCAUCGGUCAAGGCGGCUACUCGAACAACAAAUGUGGGUACACUUCCGGCCCCAGAACCAGAUUUCAAAGAUAA
Aureobasidium musti is the source of this 1959-nucleotide messenger RNA. Lineage: Eukaryota; Fungi; Ascomycota; Dothideomycetes; Dothideales; Saccotheciaceae. The record is from the annotation of a GenBank genome assembly.